This is a messenger RNA of Pimephales promelas (fathead minnow), 2374 nucleotides long. It is a transcript of the gene nudt22, whose product is annotated as nudix (nucleoside diphosphate linked moiety X)-type motif 22. NCBI's taxonomy places the organism in Eukaryota, Metazoa, Chordata, Actinopteri, Cypriniformes, Leuciscidae. Gene Ontology annotation, molecular function: GDP-mannose hydrolase activity. The record is from RefSeq and is a predicted model, not a curated record.
UUAAGAGUCUUUUAGUUAAGGAAGCAAGUUUUUUAGGUAAGGAAGUAAGUUUUUCGUUUCGUAGGCAUUAAACUGGAUAUUUCUGUGAACUGUGUUUACUGCUUUUAAACGCUUGUAAGGCUAAUCCAACUGUUUUUAUCUUUGAGAUAGUAACGUAACGUUACAGGAAAGCGGUGGAACAGACAGACUUCGACACGAGGCAUCAGCUGAUUCACAGCUCUGUCUCAAAACAAACAGGCUAUCUGGAUGUACACUGCUCAAAAAACAUGCCCAGGUUGGCAACUCACUAAGAAGACACCAAUGCUGAAAGUCCAUUUAGGAGCAGUCUGAAAGGUUUUGCCAUGGAUCCAGAGGUGUCCCUCAUGCUGCACUGUGAUCCAUUACAGGCUAUCGGAGAACAUCAAACACGCAUAGAAAUUUCAGACAGAUUUAAUCGGCAGAGUUUUCCUGAGAUCGAGCAGCACAUUGAAGCCGUGUGGAGUGACAGAGUGACCCAGGAACCGUGGCUCUUCAACGGGGCUAAAUUCAGAUUACAUUCAGCGAUGCUCUCCGUCAUGGAAAACGGACCAAUGGGAGAACAGGCUGUCCCAAACAAAGGAGACCAGUUAGAAAGUGGCAAUACAUCUUCGGACAGUUUAGCAAAAGAUGAGCAGUCAUGUGUCCUAAAUUUACAGCUUGGCCUGACCUGUUACAAAGACUAUCUUGGGACUAACUGGUCGCGCGAGGCGGCGAACCUGCAGAGUCACGGACGGAAUGAACGCGCAGAUUCGCAGGCCUUCCUCGCGCAGCCGCUCGGCGUGGGCGCUGUCAUGGCAACCGCUGAUGGAGACGUGGUCCUGCUGAGGAGGAGUCAGAAAGUGGCAGAGGCUGCAGGACUGUUAGACAUACCUGGAGGUCACCCUGAACCAAAGAUGGUGUGUCCGGAGGUCAGUGAGGAGGCCAUAUGUGUCGAGUUUCUGCAGGGUAAGGAGAGAGCCGUUGUUUCUGAGAUCUUCUCCUCUGUGUGUGCAGAGAUCAGUGAUGAGGUGAAUGUUCCUGUCAGUUCUCUAAGCAAACCGUUGUUCAUGGGAAUCGCGCUGAACCACACCAGUGCAGGCCGACCCAGUGCAGAGUUUUACGUUAGGUGCACUCUGACGACGGAGGAGGUGAGAGACUUCUAUAGACGUGGAGGUCCUGAGGCCCAUGAGUCCACUGACAUACUGUUUCUGAGUCGAGCGAAAAUGCUCCAAUUAAACGAGCGCUCCCCCAUGUGGUCAGAGAUGUGUCCUUCAGCUAAAGGUGCAGUGCUGCUGUAUCAGAGGGUGAUGCCGGAUUAAUGAUCUCAUCAGAUGGACAAACAGCAGGCGCUUCAUACAUCACUUAAACUUUAAAAGGUAUAUCAGGGAUAACGUUGAGUUGUUGCAUACAGUAAUGUAUUGUAUAAGAGACUUGUUUGGGAAAUUGCAAAAACAUACCAUACAAAUACAUUUUGUAUGCUGGUGGAUGAUAAAGGUGUAGUCAUUUUCAUGAUAUUUAUACAUAAAGUUCUUGUACUGAACACAUUUAAAGUAUAUUUUGCAGAGUUACCUAUGAAAUGUAUUCUUUGUAUUGAAUACGCAACUUUUCAUAUUAAAUUAAUAAGAUUAUAAAAACAGAUGACUAAGACCUUUUAACUUGGAGCAAGUUUGUUAUAACCGUUUGGGAUUCAUGGUGAAAGUCUUUUCAAAGAAGCUCAAGGAACAGAAAUUGCACGCAUGUAUUUAUUAAAACACUGGCAAGGCAAAAACAAAUUAUUACAAUCUCGUCCUACUAUAAAUGUUAUAUGUAUGAACCUGACGAGAACAGUUUUCACAAUAAAUAUAUUCCCGUAACAGUUUUACAGAGAAUAUUCCCUUACAAGCCACAAUGAGCUAAUUGUGACAAUGGGAAGGAGAAGCUCUGUAGAUUUACACACAUUUACAAAAUGUUUUUGAAUGGAUGUUCAGUGCAAAUAAGUAAAAAUGGAUGUCAAGAAAUAAAUGUAUUUUCUUUUAACAAUACAGUUACCGUUAAGAUCAAUGACAAAAAAAUUAAACAUGAUUCAUCUCAUGAUGUUUUUUCAGUCAUUAGAAAAUCGAUUAAAAACAAUAUAAAAGUUGGACCCCCUGAAAAUAAAUGUUGUAAAUUAAAAUCCCUUGUAGGCCACAUUUGAGCAGCUUGGACUUUACGAUCACGUUCGACAGAAGUCACGCAGGUUUCUAAAGACAUGACUGAAGACAGGGUUUUUCAUUUUUUGAUUAGCCACCCUUUAAAAACCCAAAUGCAUUCCUGUACACAAGCUAGCGCCUCAUUAAGCAAUGACCUUUCUUAAUGAAAUUACAGUCAGACAGAGCCACUUACUGUUGUAAAGGUGAAG